This is a messenger RNA of Cajanus cajan (pigeon pea), 2047 nucleotides long. Its product is annotated as beta-amylase 1, chloroplastic. Gene Ontology annotation, molecular function: beta-amylase activity. Gene Ontology annotation, biological process: polysaccharide catabolic process. NCBI's taxonomy places the organism in Eukaryota, Viridiplantae, Streptophyta, Magnoliopsida, Fabales, Fabaceae. The record is from RefSeq and is a predicted model, not a curated record.
AGUACAGUGUAAGUGUAGUAUGCAUUCCUCACCUCACUCUCACUCUCACUCUCACUGUGUUCGCUCUCUUCUCUCUUCUCAAACCCUAAUUCUCCAAUCCUCAAUCAAUGGCAAUCCUCUCUCAAUCCACCGCAAGCUUCUCCCCCUCCUUUGUUUUCACUCGCUCCGAUUCCACUCGCUUUCCCUGCCACGUCACCUUCCGCACCCGCUCAUCUCCUCGCCGCGUCGCCGUCUCUUCGCGUCUCAAUUCCUCCAAGUCCCCCGGCGCCGGAGGCUCCCUCUCGCCGGACAACGGUGAUGUCGCCUAUGAGCUCCACCAUGAUUACUCGCCGCAGCGCUGCCGUAACGGAUCGCCGGUGUUCGUCACGAUGCCAGUAAAGUCUGUAGGCCCGGAGGGCCGGGUGGCCAGGCCCAAGACCAUUAUGUUCUCACUCAAGGCGCUCGCCUCGGCUGGUGUUGAAGGCGUGGUCAUUGAGAUUUGGUGGGGUCUGGUGGAGAAGAACGAACCUAGGGCUUACGAUUGGAGAGGCUACGAGGAGCUCUUCAUGAUGGCGUGCAAGUGUGGCCUCAAGGUUCGAGUGGUUCUCGCGUUUCAUCAGCAUGGCACGGGUCCCGAUGAUCCCAAUUGUUUGUCCCCCUUGUGUAGGAUACCGCUUCCUCUAUGGGUGCUUGAUGAGAUACAGAAAGAUGUAGAGUUAGCUUAUUGUGACAGGUUUGGAAGAAGAAAUAUUGAAUACAUUUCACUUGGAUGUGAUAUUCUUCCUGUGCUACGUGGACGUUCUCCUGUUCAAGUAUAUGCAGAUUUUAUGAGGGAUUUUAGGGACAGCUUUAGGAAUUUGUUUGGUGUUAUCAUCACAGGUGUACAGAUUGGCAUGGGUCCUGGUGGUGAACUAAGAUAUCCUUCAUUUUCUUCACAGGAGCCAAUUUUGGCUUGGUCUCGUGAACUUGGAGAGUUUCAGUGCUAUGAUAAGUAUAUGCUUGCUUCUCUAAAUGCCUCUGCAAGAAAUAUUGGAAAGCGAGAAUGGGGAAAUGGUGGUCCAGUUGGUGCUGGAAGUUUGAUGCAAAAUCCUGAGCAUACUGAUUUUUUCAAAAAUGAUGGUGGCUCUUGGAACACACCAUAUGGUAAAUUUUUCCUUGAAUGGUACUCAGAUAUGUUGCUGCUGCAUGGGGAGAGAAUUUGUAGGGAAGCUGAAGCUAUUUUUAGGGGUAUAGAAGUUCAUAUAUCAGCAAAAUUGGCUGCCAUUCACUGGCACUAUAUCCUGCAAUCCCAUCCAUCAGAGUUAACAGCUGGCUAUUAUAAUACUUUUAACAGGGAUGGAUACUUACCCUUUGCUCGCUUGUUUAGUAAGUAUGGAUUCUCAAUGUGCUGUUCUUGUUUUGAAAUGCAAGAUGAAGUAAUGAAGAAGAUCAAUCCAGAUAGUAGCCCUGAAGGUUUUCUUAGACAGCUUUUGCUGGCUGCUAGGCUCUGUGACAUAUCACUUGAAGGUCAAAAUUUUUCAACUAAUUUGGAUGAUGGUGCUUUCUCCCAGGUGCUGAAGAUGUCCAAAUUUUACUCGGAUGGGAUUGAGAAGCGUCCUUUCUCAUUCAACUUUGUAAGAAUGGACAAAAGAUUGUUUGAAUUCCGAAAUUGGGAUCGGUUUACUCGUUUUGUGAGACAAAUGUCUGAUGGAAACAUUUUUCGAGCCAGAUUAAAUGCUGUUGGUGACAUACGGUUGAAGACCACACCAGGGAUGGCAGAAGUGGGACUGUUGUACCACCUAUAUCAGCACUCUUGAAACUAGUCUUGGCCUCUGUUCUUUAGGCACAUUUACUAUUACUGCCAUCGUUGCAAGAAAAUCUGAUGACUUAUGGUCUAAUGUUGUGAAAUGUGUAGUAUUGCUGAUUCUUCGAAUGAUUCUUUUAUUGCUUUUUGGCAAGAAGUUACUUCCCUAAGGUAACACAUUACAUUGCCUUCCAGGUUUUUUUUGAUGGGUGGCAUGUUAUCCACUUGUACCUGUAUUUUGAGUAGAUAGAUAUAUAUAUAUAUAAAAAAACGUUACUGUUGGUA